Insectozyma verbasci is the source of this 1830-nucleotide messenger RNA. Lineage: Eukaryota; Fungi; Ascomycota; Pichiomycetes; Serinales; Debaryomycetaceae. The record is from the annotation of a GenBank genome assembly.
AUGGAUGAUUUAUCUUUAAAUCAAGAUCAUAAUGAGCUCAAUAACAAAAAGAAUCUCGAUUUACCUACCAGAGUUUCCACUCCCCCAACUCCAAAUCCAUUAACUACUUCUGCUUCUGAUCAAAAAGUUAGUUUUAAUGAGAAUGAAUUAAACAUAGAAAUAUUAUUAUCAAAUUUAUCAAAAAAAUGUCAAGAUUAUUUGCAAUUAAUUGAACCGAUUCCUGUUUUACCUCCCAAUUACAAUACAUUACCACCAGGUGGUUGUCCUAGAUUUCCGAUAAUUCAACCAUUAUCCUUAUUAUCCGAGUCAUUAUCAAACAAAACAACUUCAAGCAUAUCGGACUUGUCUAAUUCAUAUAAUUUGCAAAAUUCUAUCAAACCUCCAUCAUAUUCUCCAGCAAUUUACAAAAUUGGUGUUGUUUCUCGAAAAGUCGAAUGGGUUAAUCCUUACGAAUUGUCUACAAAUAGAAGUUGGAAAUUUUAUAUAAUGGAAUUGAACUCAACUCAAUUAAAUUUUUAUAGCAUACCAUCAAAUUUGGAACUUCAAGUUUUAAAUUUUAGAACAAACUCAAGUUUAAAGACUAAUGAUUUUAAUGAAGAUAAAAAUUCAAUUUUUACAAAUGAGUUUGACUAUCAAUUUUAUAAUUUUGUAAAUGAAUUGGGUUUAUUAGAUCAUUCAAAUAGUAUUACUAAGAAAUCAUUAGUCAGAACUUAUUCAUUACAAUAUUCGAGAAUUGGUUUAGCAACUGACUAUAAAAAGAAAGCGAAUGUUUUAAGAUUAAGAAUUGAAAAUGAACAAAUAUUAUUAAACUUUUCUACUACUGAGGAAUUAAUUAAUUGGAAUCUACUGAUUAAUAUUGGAAAAGACGUUGCAGUAGAUUUAUCGGAUAGAGAAUUACCAAGAUAUAGGACCGUUCCAAGACGUAGAAGAAGGAGAAAUGAUUCACCAAGUAUCAGCAAUGUACAUUUAUCUUCUGCAACUAUAUCCAGAUUAAGAUCUGUAUCAGAUUCAUCAAAAUUUAAAGGUACAUUGAAGAAACUAAAAUUUAAAUUGUCAUCAAAAUCAAAUACUAAGGCUGUAACUUUCGAAGUUGAUACUGUGCAUAAAGGUCAAGAAGAUUCAUUAUUUUCUGUUAACAGAUCAAAUUCAGCUCCUAAUUUAUUCCAACCUACCCAUAAUAAUCAUGAUUCUCAAGAUGAUGAUGAAGAUGCAGAUGAAUAUGAUGAAGAGUUCAAUGCAAUAAUUGAUCGUUCAAGAGUAGAAACGAGUAUUCAUUCAUCAGGUUUAAUUGAUAAUGAUCAAGAAGAUAUAAAUGAUUUUUCCGAUUUACAUCACUCAGAUAUAGAAGAUGAAGAAGAUGAAGAGGAUGAAGUUGAUGAAGUUGAUGAAGAAAUUUUCCAAUCACAAAGAUUACGUCGUCAUCAUCAUAACACAAGUUUUUCAAGUGAUGUUGAUUAUAAAUGGAAUCCAGCCAAUGAUAAACCAAUAAGUAAACGUAAAUAUUAUAGAAAUUGUUUACGUUGUAUCAAACCUUUAACUAUGGAUGAAUCAUGGGUUGAUAAAACCUUAGUUAAACCGACAACAUUAUCACCAUUAAAUAUGGCUUAUUUAAGAAUAAUAAAAUAUGGAGGCCCAAAUGGUGAAUUGUUAUCCUCAUGUCAUUCUUCAUCUUUAAGUUUAAAUUCAUUGAAUAAAAAACAAACAAAUGCAUUAUUCAAAGAAGGUACUGGCGUUAAUUUACCAGAUUUUGCUUUAACUAAAUUACCAAAUCAUUUUUUAAAAGAGUUUAAUGUUGGAAACCAUGGUUUAAUUCCAAAAGAAAUUAUAUAG